AUGAAGAUAGCCAAUUGGUGUUCAAGUAUCGAGAAAGGUGAUUGCUUUGACUACGGAGGAGGAGAUUCAGCUUCUGUUGACAUACUUGAUGUUUUGCCGUCUGAUCCUUUUGGCAUGGAUAUCAACAACACGUUCACCGCCAUUACUGGAUGGCUUGAGGACUUGGAAGCUGAUUAUAGCCAAUUCGGAAGAGAUGAGAUUGGGAUUGGUGAUGGGAAGAAUCACCAGCUGUUUGCUGGAUUGAGUUUCAUCUGGAACAAUGCAAUGCGGUUUCAGGAGUUCCCUGAGAGUAGUAGUUGUGUGUACAAUAGUAAUGUAUCGGAGCCGUUGGAUCGAGGGUUUGAUGGUGAUGGAUCUUGUCACGGUGCCUUUGUUUCUGCUAGUAGUGUUGAUGAGGUGUUGAAAGUGGAGGAAGUUGUAGGAAGCAGCAGUGAUGGAGGAGAGGUUGCUGCAAAUGUUCAUCCAGCGUUUGGUUUUUGUCUUUAUCACUUGGGAGUGAAGGAUCUUCUCUCGGUGAGUAUGGUGUGCAAGUCUCUGCACACGACUGUCUGUGACGACUCGCUUCUGUGGAAACAUAUCCACAUUUGUCAACCGUUGAGUGAGAAGUUCACGGACGAGGCUCUGCUGCAUAUGACUGAGAGGGCUCAGGGGACUAUGCAGUGUUUGAGGCUCGUUGAUUGCUCGAGAAUCACAGAUGAUUGUCUUAAGCAGGUAUUGGAGCGCAACACACAAAUAGUCAAGCUUGGCGUGCCUGGAUGCACAAGGAUCACUAUAGAUGGUGUUUUGAGCGUGUUGAGGGAUCUGAAGUCUGCAGGGAAGCUUCAAGUGAAGCAUUUAGAGAUUGGUGGGCUCUUUGGAGUAACUAAAGAGCACUAUGAUGAAUUGUUCGACUUGUUGGAGAUAGAGGAUAAUGUCUCCAGCCAGAGUUUUCAGGGGAAGCCACGUUUUUACCAUAGAGGAGAGACGUGUGUGUCGUGCGACUGCGAUGAUGACCGGGUGCUGGAUAUUGAGAUGUGCCCGAAGUGUCAGAACUCGAGGCUUGUCUAUGACUGUCCAGCUGAAGAUUGUAAAGGGAAGAAGGAAGGCUCUGAGGAGUGCCGUGCUUGUUCUCUCUGCAUUCAGAGGUGCUUUCAGUGUGGUCGUUGCAUCAAUGAUAGUGAAUACGAAGAAACGUUUUGUCUUGAGUUUUUGUGUUCUGAUUGUUCCAAUCCUGACCCUAAGUUACCUCUCGAGGGAUGA
Molecule: messenger RNA, 1239 nt
Organism: Microthlaspi erraticum
Lineage: Eukaryota; Viridiplantae; Streptophyta; Magnoliopsida; Brassicales; Brassicaceae
Source: the annotation of a GenBank genome assembly